Ostertagia ostertagi is the source of this 1296-nucleotide messenger RNA. The record is from the annotation of a GenBank genome assembly. NCBI's taxonomy places the organism in Eukaryota, Metazoa, Nematoda, Chromadorea, Rhabditida, Trichostrongylidae.
AGUGACCGGGUGCUUGCCUGUGAGCGAAGAUGGGCUACACUCGCUCGCUGGCUGUGCACAUAUCAAGAAUUAAUUCACCAGAAUAUUCUUCGUUAUGGCUCAGUGAGAUGUCUUUCACAAUCUGCUCAACCUACAAGGAAGCCUAAUUACAAUGUUGGGACAAUUGGACAUAUUGACCACGGGAAGACUACGCUUACGGCCGCCAUCACCCAUGUACUCAGUAAACAAGGAUUAGCGAAGCCGGUGAAAUUCGACGAAAUUGACAAGGCAAAAGAAGAGAAGAAACUAAAGCGCGGAGAUAUUCGCAUACUGACUAACAUGAUUUGCGGUACGGCACAGAUGGACGCUGCCAUUUUGGUGAUUGCUGCCACUGAUGGUGUCAUGGCCCAAACUAAGGAACAUCUUAUCUUGGCUCGUCAGAUUGGUUUGAAACACGUUAUUAUCUACAUCAAUAAAGCUGAUCUGGUCGAGGAGGACGUCCUCGAUCUCGUAGAAAUUGAAGCAAGAGAGCUAUUAUCGGCUCACGGAUUUGACGGUGAUCAAGCUCCUGUGAUUCGUGGAUCUGCUUUAAAAGCCCUAGAAGGAUUAGAUUCCUCCAGCAUAGUCGAGUUGCUCUCAACCCUUGAUGGUCUACCUGAACCGCAACGAAAUGAAGAUGAAACCCUCGUGAUGCCUGUGGCUUCCAAGACGGCUAUAACAGGACGAGGUACUGUGGUCAUUGGUACUGUAGAGCGAGGUGUUCUGAAAAAGGGUGACAAAUUGGAAAUAAAAGGCAACGGCAGAGAAGUGUUCACAACAGCCUCCGAUAUCCAGGUUCGAGCUGGUGAUCACUGCGGAGUACUUUGCAGAGGUGUGAAGGCUGACCAUGUUGCGCGAGGUAUGUGGCUGGGUCAUGUUGGUGCAAUUGAAGUAACAAAUCACGUAAAAGCGGAAAUCUAUCUGCUAAGCGAAGAGGAGAACGGUCGUAAAAUUGGCAUCCGAUCUGGGUUCACUGAUAAGCUUUUCUGCAGCACGUGGGAUCAGGUCGCCCGAUUUGAUCUCUCGCAAGAACUUCUCAUGCCGGGAGAAAAUGCUAGCGCAACAGUCACACUAAUGCGUACAAUGCCGUUCCGGAAAGGAAUAUCCUUUACCUUGAGGGAUGGCAGUCACAAACAGACCAUAGCAAAAGGGAUGAUCUCUGAGCUUCUUCCACCGGUUCAAGUGGAGAAAAUCGUUACUUGCGAUGAAUUCACCUCCGAAAAUAUCCUUCGACGUGUAAGUCAGAUCGACGAGUCUCUAAAUCGACAGCUCAGAAAA